Lipotes vexillifer (Yangtze River dolphin) is the source of this 2510-nucleotide messenger RNA. It is a transcript of the gene GPR156, whose product is annotated as G protein-coupled receptor 156. Gene Ontology annotation, cellular component: G protein-coupled receptor heterodimeric complex; membrane. Gene Ontology annotation, biological process: gamma-aminobutyric acid signaling pathway; G protein-coupled receptor signaling pathway. The record is from RefSeq and is a predicted model, not a curated record. The transcript has 9 exons. Bases 11 to 2455 code for a protein of 814 amino acids. Gene Ontology annotation, molecular function: G protein-coupled GABA receptor activity. NCBI's taxonomy places the organism in Eukaryota, Metazoa, Chordata, Mammalia, Artiodactyla, Lipotidae.
AUAUGAUGACAUGGAGCCUGAAAUAAACUGCUCUGAAUUGUGUGAUGGUUUUCCUGGCCAGGAGCUGGAGCGGAGACCCCUUCAUGAUCUCUGCAGGACAACAAUUACCUCUUCCCACCACAGCAGUAAGACCAUUUCUUCAUUAUCUCCUGCCCUCUUGGGUGUUGUUUGGACUUUCCUCAGCUGUGGACUUCUGCUGAUAGCCUUCUUUCUUGGCUUUACAAUUCGCUGCAGGAAGAACAGGAUUGUAAAGAUGUCCAGUCCCAAUCUGAACAUUGUGACCUUAUUGGGCAGUUGUCUGACUUACAGUAGCGCUUACCUCUUUGGGAUUCACCAUCAAGGCGCUUUAGCAGGAAGCUCAAUGGAAACUCUCAUUCAGGUAAGACUGUCCAUGUUGUGCAUUGGGACCUCCCUUGUGUUUGGCCCCAUUCUGGGAAAGAGCUGGCGACUCUACAAGGUGUUUACCCAGAGGGUUCCAGACAAGAGAGUGAUAAUCAAAGACCUGCAGCUCCUGGGGUUGGUGGCAGCCCUGGUGAUAGCAGAUGUGAUCCUGCUCAUGACGUGGGUGCUGACUGAUCCCAUCCAGUGCCUCCAGAUUCUCAGUGUCAGUAUGACGGUGACAGGUAGAGACGUGUCCUGCUCUCUGACUAGCACACACUUCUGUGCUUCCCGGUACUCUGAUGUCUGGAUUGCUCUCGUUUUGGUAUGCAAGGGCCUGCUGCUGCUCCUUGGGGCCUACCUGGCUGGCUUGACUGACCACGUCAGCUCUCCUCCUGUGAAUCAGUCUUUAACCAUCAUGGUUGGGGUCAACCUCGUGGUGCUGGCUGCGGGGCUUCUUUUUGUGGUCACCAGAUACUUGCACUCCUGGCCCAACCUGGUCUUUGGACUCACGUCUGGAGGUAUCUUUGUGUGCACGACCACAAUCAACUGCUUCAUCUUCAUUCCCCAGCUGAAGCAAUGGAAGGCAUUUGAAGAGGAAAACCAAACAAUCAGACGCAUGGCCAAAUAUUUCAGCACUCCCAGCAAAAGCUUGCACACCCAGUAUGGUGAGGAACAGAGUUGCCACGUUAGAGGAGAGAAAAACUCCAUGGAGAGACUCCUCACAGAAAAAAAUGCUGUGAUUGAAAGCCUGCAAGAACAAGUAAACAACGCCAAAGAGAAGUUGGUGAGGCUGAUGUCAGCUGAGUGCACCUAUGACCCCCCCGAAGGGGCUGUCCCUCCUGCCUCUUCCCACAGCAAGGACAUCCUGGCUGCAGCCCCUCCCCAUAGCCUAGCAGCUCAAGGGUCUUUGAAAUGUCUCCCUGACUCUCUGAGUGAUACCAGCCCGGCCACCCAGGACUCCCAGAGUACCUCAGCACCCGCCUCAGGUGUACAAGGCCUCAAGGGGCCUGUGAAGGACACCAGCCCCUCGCCGGGGCAGGAGAAAAUUGCUGCCUCUCAAGACUUUUCUGACCAUUUAAAUUUGGGCUGCAGCCAGAAGCCGCGGGCUGAGCAAAGCCAGGGUGUGGAGAGAAGAGACCAGGUACCCAUGGCCCUCCAGCAGGGUCUCACGCCAGGCGGAGAAGGCUCUGUUCCCCAGAGACAGGGGCAGCUGGAGAACUCAGAGGGGCCCCAAGCGCGACCGUCAAGGGUGAAUUCAGUGAUCAGGGAGAAGCUUCAGGAAGUCCUCCAAGAUCUGGGCCUGGGCCCUGAGGCUCCCGUCCCCUGCCCCCCAUCCUGUCCCCAGCAGCCCUGGAAGAGCAGUGCCUGCCACAGCCUCCAGAAGAUGCCCCUCUCCAAGGAGCUGGGCUUCAGCCCGUACAUGGUGAGGAGAAGGGGCGCGGCACAGCGGGCUCGCUCGCACUUGCCAGGUUCUGUGCCCUCCUCUGUGGGGCGUCGGGUAAACAGGGCUGGUUCUGGGGCACGCACUGGGCGAAAUGUGCAGGACAGGGAGAGCCCCUGCCUGGACCACCAAACUGCAGAUUCCAGAGUAGCAAGACCCUCUUCCGGGAAGCCUUUACUACUCCCAGCUCCUCAAGGCAAGCCAGACUCCCCGGAGGGCAGCAAACAGUGCCAGACAGAGCCCCAGGGAGCCGAAGGGAGCCACACAGCCCUUUCUCACCAGCCUUCUGGUCCUGGCCGGGCACUGUGCCCCGCUGCCCCACGCCGAGCCAGAGCCUCACCAGACCUGCCUGAGCAGCGGCUGCAGCGGUCCCCAGCGCCCCCAGGCUGCCCUUCCCUGUCUCCUCCACGCAGCUACCUCGACACAGAAUCCAGCAGCUCGGAUGAGUUCUUCUGCCACUGCCACAGGCCCUACUGUGAAAUCUGCUUCCAGAGCUCCUCUGAUUCCAGUGACAGUGGCUCGUCAGACAGCGACCCUGAGCCUGCUGGGAGGCUGGCUUCCUGGGAAAAGCUGUGGGCCCGCUCAAAGCCUGUCGUGAACUUCAAAGAUGACUUGAAACCCACACUGGUGUGAACAGCAAAGCAAGUCUGGACAUAGAGCUCUGCCCGGAACAAGCCAUACCAUGGCC